AUGUCAAGCUCUUCAGCAAAGGAUGCUGAUGUUCCCUACUUCAAAGGUGACAACUAUAACCUUUGGGCUUUGAUGAUGAAGACUAUGUUUAGAUCAAAGGAUCUAUGGAAACUAGUUGAAAAAGGCUUCAGUGAAGAAGGAGAUGCAACUAGAAUAAAUGAAAGUCUCAAAAAGGAUGCCAAGGCCAUGUACCUGAUCCAACGAGCCCUUGAUCCAAAGAUACUUGUGAGGAUAUCUGAAGCCAAAACUGCUAAAGAAGCUUGGGACAUCAUCAAGACUGAAUUUCAGGGAGAUUCAGGUAACAUUACAAUCCAACUACACUCUCUUCAAAGGGAGUUUGAUGCAGUCAAGAUGAAACAAGGAGAGUGUGUUCAAGAUUUCAUCACCAGGGUGUUAGACAUUGCCUAUCAAAUUCGAAUGAUGAAAGAGGCUCUUCCUCAAAAGACAGUUGUGUCUAAGAUCUUAAGAAGUCUUACUCCCAGAUUUUCUCUGGUUGUUCACUCAAUCAUUGAAGCCAAGGAUUUGACCACACUAACUGUUGAGCAGCUCAGCAGUUCUCUGAAAAACCAUGAAUCUAUUUUGAACAUUGAAGGUGGCCAUCAUGAAGAAGAAAGAGCCUUGCAUGCUGGGAGAAGCUCAACUCAGUUCGGUGAUCAUUCUCAUCGAGGUGGAAGAGGUAGAGGUCGUCACUUUCCCAGGGGAAGGGGACGCGGUCGUGGGCGUGGAAGAAGCUCAGAAUUUAGUCAUGGAGAAUCAUCUCAUCAAUGGGACAGCAUCAAGCAACACAAAGGAGUACAGUGCUUUGUGUGUAAGAAGUUUGGGCAUGUUAAAGCCCAGUGA
This is a messenger RNA of Dioscorea cayenensis subsp. rotundata (Guinea yam), 840 nucleotides long. RefSeq lists its product as uncharacterized. NCBI's taxonomy places the organism in Eukaryota, Viridiplantae, Streptophyta, Magnoliopsida, Dioscoreales, Dioscoreaceae. The transcript has a single exon. The coding region runs from base 1 to 840 and encodes 279 amino acids. The record is from RefSeq and is a predicted model, not a curated record.